CUGUAAUCCCAGCACGUGGAAGACGGAGGCAGGAGGAUUUGUAACUCAAAGUCCUCCUUUUCUAUAUAGAGUGCGAGGCCAGCCUGGGCUAAGGGAGAGGAUGUGUCAAAAAUAAAUAAAUGUAAAAUAACACCCAAACAAAAGACCGGCAGAACUUAAGACCAUCUUUCUAGGCCUAAAGAACCUUACUGACGGUACAGGUGCCCCACGGGGGCAAGCAGCCUGAUCUCCCGACAUCUAAAACAACUUACUGAGGGCCAGCGCUCUCCAAAUCACAUACAUAGUGGAGUCACAAGCCCAUCAAAUGCCGGAACUCCUCUCGAGGACACCAAAGCCCCCACGCCGAUCCUGCCAGAGAACUACAUUUCCCAUGAUUCAAAUCGGUCGAACCCUGCCCUCGAAAGCCGGUGGAGGCGGAGCCUGUCGCCCCCGGCACAACAACGGUGUCCGGAGUAUUCUGUCCUCUGUUCACGGGGGUAUGGGUCUGUAAGAAAGAGACGGGUGUCCCCAGUGAGGGAGGCCGCCUGUCGCAGUGAAGUGCGAUGCAAGGCUCCGCAGUGUAGCGCGGCAGAGGGGCCAGUGUCCGGCGGCAAGGCCGGGCGGAGGGGCCCCGAGCCACCGAGCCCCCGUCGGGUCUGUGGAGAUCACAGUUAGGGAAAAUUCCAGAUUCAAUGAUGAUAAGCACAGCAGGCGUGAAGAUGGCUGGGAUCUUAAGACUGCAUCUAAUAAGUUCGUCAUUGAUUCCUCACGGGGUAAGAAUGCUUUCAGAUCCUGGAUGUAGGAUGAUGUCAACCCACACAUCCAAGAAGAAGAUCAGAGAAUACUACAGCCUGCUGAAUCUAAAGGAAGGCUGCUCUGCUGAUGAUGUCAGGGAGGCUUUCCGUAAGCUUGCCAAGCAGUACCACCCAGACAGCAGCUCUAACCACGCUGAUUCGGCAACAUUCAUAAAGAUUGAGGAGGCUUAUAGGAACCUGCUCUGCCAUGUGCUAAAACAAACAGAUGCUAGACAGACUAAAGCUGAAGACGCAGAAGAAGAGGAACAAUUCAGAUAUAAUACACCUCAGCACCGACACUAUUUAAGCUUCGAAGGCGUUGGCUUCGGCACUCCCAGUCAGCGAGAGAAACAGUACCGACAGUUUCGGGCAGACCGUGCAACAGAGCAGGUGAUGGAAUACCAAAGGCAAAAGCUUCAGCGGGAGCACUUUGCUCAUAGCUUAACUGUCAAAGAUGUAAGACAGAGCAAAGAACAGAAGAUAACUCAAGCCAUAGAGCGCCUAGUGGAGGACCUCAUCCAGGAAUCAAUGGCAAAAGGAGACUUUGACAAUCUCAGUGGGAAAGGAAAACCUCUGAAGAAGUUUGCUGGCUGUUCGUAUAUUGAUCCCAUGACUCAUAACCUGAACAGAAUAUUGAUAGAUAAUGGGUACCAACCGGAGUGGAUUCUGAUGCAGAAGGAGAUUAAGGACACUAUCGAGCAACUUCGAGAAGCACUUUUAGGGUAUAGGAAGACGUUUGGGAACCCUCUGACAACAGGGGAACAGAAACAGUGGAACCAAGUGUGUGAGAAGUUUCAAGAAAACAUCCAAAAGCUAAACAAGCGAAUUAGUGAUUUCAACUUGAUUGUUCCUAUUCUGACCAGGCAGAAAGUCCAUUUUGAUGCACAGAAAGAAAUCAUCAGAGUCGAGAAAAUGUAUGAGGCCCUCUUAGAAGCAAAAGAAAUCACAGAUAGAAGCCCAACUGACAUUAGCCAGGAAGAAGAAGAGAAAACGCCCAGAGUCAAGGCAGGCUUUCUAAACUGGUUGAAUCUGUGGAAAUUUAUUAAAAUAUAACUAUUUUGACAUUCAUGAUCAUUUACUGCUCUGGUCAGUUUUGAGUUGCUCUGACACCAGGCAGAACCUGAGAUUGAUUGUUGUGUUCCAGCGACUUGAGAGAUCUGUGCCUUUGUAGUUGCUAAUCACACACACACACACACACUCGUGAGAAAAUUCAGUCAGUAUUGCUGUAAGGAUGUCGUGAGUAAGAAAUACUAUUGCUGAAGGAAACAGGCUAAUCCAUGCCAGACUUCAGGUGAUGGGUCCUAGGGCUAAGACCCAUGACCCACACAGGGCAUUCCAGAAAUCUUAGUGCUCUUUCAAAUGCCAAGAACAGAAAGAUAGUUGUUUGACAUUUCUAAACAUAGGUGUUUAAGCAAAAAAACAAAAAGCUAUAUUUUUAAAACACUAAACUGAGGAUGUUGUAAUGAGAUUUAGUCAACUAAAGGCUCCAAAUAUAUAUAUAUAUAUAUGAGGGAAGGAAGGAUAGGGGGAGGCAAAGAAGGAAGGAAGAAGGCUGGCCCAGUGGUUAAGAGUGCUGGUUCCUUGCUGCUCCUCCAGAGGAACAGAGUUCAAUUCCCGGGACCCAUACCAGGUGGCUCACAACUGCCUGGAACUCCAGCUUCAGGGAUCCAGUGACUUCUUCAGGCCUCUGUAGACAUCUGCAUGCACACACACGUAAAUAAUAAGUUAAAAAUCUCCAGACUAAGGUUCCAGGUGUGGUGGCACAUGCCUUUAAUCCCAGCACUUUUGGGAGGCAGAGGCAGGCAGGUCUCUGAAUUUGAGGUCAUCCUGGUCUAUGAAGCAAGUCCAGGACAGUCAGGGUUUUGUUACACAGAGAAACCCUGCCUUAAAAAACAAACAAAAAUCUCCAGACAACAGGUAAUUCUUGCUAUCUUAUAUUCCUGAGUUUAUUAAAGCUCCAAAUUCAAAAGUAUUUUGGAACGUCUGCUGGGUGGAGGAAAACUGAAGUUCGGGAAUUAGUCUGCUGGGAUUCCUGCACUUGCACUGCAGAAACUAGACAAAGGAAAGCAGUAAGCAAAUAGGUAGGCUAACGGCAAGAUCCAUUCCUACAGAAGUCAGUCAGUUAAGCGAGUUGAUUUAAAAGUUCUAAAUUAGGGUUCUUUUUUUUUUUUAAGAUUUAUUUAUUAUGUAUACAAUAUUCUGUCUGCAUGUAUGCCUGCACGCCAGAAGAGGGCACCAGAUCUCUUUAUAGAUGGUUAUAAGCCACCGUGUGGUUGCUGGGAAUUGAACUCAGGACCUUUGGAAGAACAGCCACUGCUCUUAACCUCUGAGCCAUGUCUCCAACCCCCCUAAAAUUAGGUUUCAAUGCUAAAGACUUUGAAUAUAUUUUUGUAACUUUUAGAGGGGGUGAAAAUCCCUGAAAACAAUGCAAAGGUAAGAGUUCACUUCCAGUUUCUUCUUUGAUCACAAGUUGAAAUGCUAGGUUUCGGACUUUCAACAACAUUCAGAGCCCUAACUUCUGUUUUAGGGGCCCAACUUUCUGUCUUGGGGACCCUUUGAUAGUUUGUCUAAGAUGAGGUAUCUCAGGUUUGUCCCUUGGCAUCUUCAGAAAAUGACAGGAGACAAGUUGAUGGGAGUGCUCCUGCCUCCUUUCAGAACCAGGGCUCAGGCUUGGCUGCUUGCUUUGGGCACAGAACUAGGUACCUGAAAUGAAGUCGAGGAGGGCAGAAAGGAACCAAUCAUUUCCAGAAAGCACUGUUGAGAUGGGUUUCAGGGAAAUGGCUCCUGACAAUGACUGGGGUCCAACGAGUUGUUUUGUAAAGUAUGUGAUGGUUAAAACAACAAAGAAACCUCCAUCCUCAAAAGGAAGUCGGAGCCUUUCUGCUUCCAUGAUUGAGCAUUAGUUGGCACAAUAAAUUAUUUUUUUAAGUUAGAUUGAGUUAUCUGGCUUCCGCAGUGAUGGUCCUGUAUUACUAUACAUGAAAUUGUCAACAGCAUGGACUAUGGCUUUGUGAUAAGAGCUAUGAUUCAAACAUUUCAGAAGCCUAUUUUUCUGUGACUCUUGUUUGUUUGUUUGUUUGUUUGUUUGUUUGUUUUAAAAAAAGGAAUUUGGAGCAAACAUGAAUGAAAUAAUUUUCAGUAUUGUAUAUGAGAAGGUGAGAUUACCAAAAACUAUUAAUUUUAGCACCAUUCACUUUAUGUUUGCAAAUGUCUGCAUUAAUAAAAUUACCUUAAUGAUUA
This is a messenger RNA of Psammomys obesus (fat sand rat), 4013 nucleotides long. It is a transcript of the gene Dnajc28, whose product is annotated as DnaJ heat shock protein family (Hsp40) member C28. The transcript is spliced from 2 exons. Bases 672 to 1826 code for a protein of 384 amino acids. NCBI's taxonomy places the organism in Eukaryota, Metazoa, Chordata, Mammalia, Rodentia, Muridae. The record is from RefSeq and is a predicted model, not a curated record.